Molecule: messenger RNA, 1075 nt
Organism: Leopardus geoffroyi (Geoffroy's cat)
Lineage: Eukaryota; Metazoa; Chordata; Mammalia; Carnivora; Felidae
Gene: LRRC10
Product: leucine rich repeat containing 10
Exons: 1
Coding region: 148-987 (279 amino acids)
Molecular function (GO): protein binding
Source: RefSeq, a predicted model, not a curated record
GUGACUGGCUUUUGUCCCGCCAACCCCAGGUUAUAAUGGGAGAGGAAAAUAGGCCUCAGGGCAGUCGGCGGCAGCCCCAACCCGCAGUGGGCCCCGUCGGUGAGGGUGAGUCGGUGGGCUGGGGCUCACCCUGCCUCCGGCCUCUUCAUGGGGAACACCAUCAGGGCCCUGGUGGCCUUCAUCCCUGCUGACUGCUGCCAGAACUACGUGGUCAGAGAUCUCCGGGAGAUGCCCGUGGACAAGAUGGUAGAUCUGAGUGGGACCCAGCUACGCCAUUUCCCCGGGCACGUGUGCUCCUUCCGGGAGCUGGUCAAGCUCUACCUGAGUGACAACCACCUCAACAGCCUGCCUCCUGAGCUGGGGCAGCUGCAGAAUCUGCAGAUCCUGGCCCUGGAUUUCAACAACUUCAAGGCUCUGCCCCAGGUGGUGUGUACUUUGAAACAGCUCUGCAUCCUCUACUUGGGUAACAACAAACUUUGCGACCUCCCCAGUGAGCUGAGCCUGCUUCAGAAUCUCCGGACCCUGUGGGUCGAGGCCAACUGCCUCACCCAGCUGCCGGACGUGGUCUGCGAGCUGAGUCUCCUAAAGACUCUGCAUGCCGGCUCCAAUUCUCUGCGUCUGCUGCCAGGCCAGCUCCAGCGCCUCCGAGAGCUGCGGACCAUCUGGCUCUCAGGCAACCUGCUGACUGACUUCCCCCCCGUGCUGCUGCACAUGCCCUUCCUGGAGGUGAUCGACGUGGACAGGAACAGCAUCCGUUACUUCCCCAGCCUGGCCCACCUGUCGAGUCUGAAGCUGGUCAUCUAUGACCACAAUCCCUGCAGGAACGCACCCAAGGUGGCCAAAGGCGUGCGCCGUGUGGGAAGAUGGGCAGAGGAGACGCCAGAGCCUGACCCCAGAAAAGCCAGACGCUACGCCUUGGCCAGGGAGGAAAGUCAGGAGGGAGAGGCACUUGUCCUGCCUCCUCUACUUCUUCCUCCCAACUCCUGAGGAGCUUCAGUCAUAGGUCAACGCCAAGGAUCCGACUCCAGCAUCUUCUGGAGAUCUCUCCUUUAGAGGGUACAGGAUUGCUCUGGGA